Molecule: messenger RNA, 624 nt
Organism: Triticum turgidum subsp. durum (durum wheat)
Lineage: Eukaryota; Viridiplantae; Streptophyta; Magnoliopsida; Poales; Poaceae
Source: the annotation of a GenBank genome assembly
AUGGGGCAUUUCGAGCCCUUCCUAGCUCCUCCGGCCGCCGAGGAUGAGAAGGGCAUUUCAUUCAGGGUUAUUUGCUUGGCGCGCUGCACAACUAGGCUGGUCCUCCUCAUCUUCUCUUCAGGUUCAGCUGAUGGACGAUGGCGUGCUGUUACAGUUGACAAUUGGGUCAGUCUGCUCACAGGAUUGGACAACCCAGCUCCGGGCAUCCAGCCAGAGUCGUACUUGUGGCCGCGAAUGUGCCACUAUGCACACGGAUACUUCUGUUGGGCAUUUUAUCCGGCGAACAAAAACAAGUUGAUCAUGCUCAACACACGCAGCAUGGAUUUCUCUGCUGUCAAUCUCCCACCUGGCACCAGAAAUACACAGGUUGUCAUUCUAAAGGCAGGGGGAGGAAGGCUUGGGAUGUUUACCAAUGAGUAUUUGACACCUGAACUCGGGUAUGCUGUGUUGCAAAAUGAUGGCGGUGGUGCAAACCAGUGGCUGUCACAAGGAAGGUUCAGUUUACCCGUAAACUAUCGCUAUAUGCUCGUGGGUGUAGCUGGGGAUACUUACUCCUACAAGGGAUUCCGGAACCUGGUUAUUCCAGAGACCCUUCGGCAGAAGUGGUGGACUCGGAAGUUUUAA